AUGCACGUGGUUGAUGACUUCGAUUUAGAGGGACCUAACGGAACACAUCGCUGCUUGGUAUUUGAGCUCUUAGGGCCUAGUGUUCCUGACACGAUAGAUGCACGCUUUUCUGAUGGGAGACUUUCUGGAAAGCUCGCUAAGACCAUUGCGAAACAGGUUGUUUCUGAACUUGAAUUUCUGCACCAAGAGAAAAUUGGACAUGGAGACCUUCAUACUCGCAAUCUGGCUUUCACCAUACUGUCCAUGGACAAUGUAUCGGAUAAGGAAUUCAUCGAGACGUUAGGAAAGCCAGAAAUUGGACAUGUCCAGAGGAGUGACGGUAAAGCUCUAGAACCUGGUAUACCGGAAUACAUUGUCAGACCCACUGGGACGCAUUCUUGGCCGUUGUCAAAUAUCAUCAAGAUUGUCGACUUUGGCGAAUCAUUCUUGCAGCAAACGUCCCUCAAACGCUUCACACACCGCUAA
Aspergillus chevalieri is the source of this 465-nucleotide messenger RNA. RefSeq lists its product as uncharacterized. NCBI's taxonomy places the organism in Eukaryota, Fungi, Ascomycota, Eurotiomycetes, Eurotiales, Aspergillaceae. Bases 1 to 465 code for a protein of 154 amino acids. The record is from RefSeq and is a predicted model, not a curated record. Gene Ontology annotation, biological process: spliceosomal complex assembly; protein phosphorylation; regulation of mRNA processing. Gene Ontology annotation, molecular function: ATP binding; protein kinase activity. The transcript is spliced from 2 exons.